Neopelma chrysocephalum (saffron-crested tyrant-manakin) is the source of this 1391-nucleotide messenger RNA. RefSeq names its product mitochondrial translational initiation factor 3 (gene MTIF3). The transcript is spliced from 4 exons. The record is from RefSeq and is a predicted model, not a curated record. Gene Ontology annotation, molecular function: translation initiation factor activity; ribosome binding. Gene Ontology annotation, cellular component: mitochondrion. Bases 478 to 1338 code for a protein of 286 amino acids. NCBI's taxonomy places the organism in Eukaryota, Metazoa, Chordata, Aves, Passeriformes, Pipridae. Gene Ontology annotation, biological process: ribosome disassembly; mitochondrial translational initiation.
UGUAUGCAUGUAUCUAUUUACACAGUGGAGUCACAUUCCUUCCUUGGCAAAAGAGGUCACACUCUUGCCAACUCCUCUGAUAUGACGUGUUUGGUUUCCUGUAUCAUCUUUGGCUUUUCCUGUACUUGCUCCCUUUUAAACAUAAAAUCCUAAAACUGCAGAUAAUACUCACAAUUUGCUCUUUAUAUCUAAUGUUUUUUGCAGCUGUUAGAAAAUGACCAAUUUCUGAAGUUUUGAGCAAAAUGGAAGUAAUGCUCAGCUGCACCACAAUUGCCAGGGGUAUUCCACGAACCAGGAAAGAAUGGGGAAAAAAAAUACGAUGGAACAGAUGUUUCAAAGAUCAGUUUCAAUAGUCUUCAAGCACUGAUAUAUUUUGAAGCUUGUUUUGAAAAUUUAUAGCUUCAUGAUUACUGUGCCAGGAUAGACACCUGUAACAAUUUAUUUAAAUUUUAAUUUGCAAGUGUGGAUCUUGGACAUAUGAAUCUUGUUCUUCAUUGCCAGCCCCUGUAUUGCAGAAUGACUGUGUUGUGCGCAAUGAAACACUUAUGUCAAGCAACCAGAAAUGAGAACAGAUACGCAAAAAGGUUCUUUGGUACUCUUCUGACACAGACACCACAAAAGUGGUUCUUUUUUCCAUUCUGGAUAGUGGUACCUGACCCCAGAAAGUCAACUGUGUUUGCACUUACUCAGCCAUUUUGUACAGCUGAAAAAUCUCAGACAGAACCAAAAAGGAAUACAGCAUUUGGAAGUGUUGGGCGAAGAAUUCCCUAUCGUAUUUUGCAUGUAAUCAACCAGGAUGGAGAGAGCUUAGGAAACAUGCACCGAGCAGAUGCACUCAAACUUAUGGAUCAACAUAACCUGAAACUAGUUCUCCUUAAAGAGAAUGUAGAACCUCCAGUGUACAGACUAAUGACUGGGCAGCAGAUCCAUGAAGAACAGCUUAGACGUGCAGAGAAGAAAAAAGCAAGUCCAAAACCAGGAGUGGUUCAGAAGGAGCUAUCCUUUUCUUCAGCUAUUGCCAAAAACGACUUGGAAAUCAAGACUAAACAGAUAGCACAGUGGAUUGGCAAGAAAUACCAUGUUAAAGUUACCAUCCGGCAAGCAAAAGGUAGCAAUACGGACAUGUCCAUGCUUUUUGAUCAAAUUUUGGAGACUGUGUCUGAGAAAGCCACUUAUCUUUCCAAGCCAAAAGUUACUAGAGAAGGAGUAAGUGCCUGUAUUUUGAGACACAUGUCUGACAAAGAGUUGAAAGCACACCAGAAGAUGGAAAACCAGAAAAACAGUACAGUAAAGAAAGAUGAAAAUGAAGAUCUGAAGUCAAAUGAGUUGCAUCAGUGACUUUAUGAAGUGGUGUAAACAAUACUAAUUUAUUAAAAAAUAAAAUAAAAAUA